AUGUCUCGUGCGGGUGCAUAUCAAGUUUACGAUCCAGUACUGGGAACCUACGUGCCGCGCGCAUCGUCCAGCAGCUGCACCUUCCUCGGCUUAGCGCUGGAGGAGAUCAAAGUCAUGGCCUGCGUCGGAGCCACGGCGGCCGUGUGCUACGGGGCGUGGAGGUACUACAGGUACAAGACCUGCCUGCGCACCUACGGCCGGGACAUGACGGCCUUGGCCAGCAAGCAGCGCGACCCGGUGGUGCCCGUGCGCCGCGAUGAACGGGUCGACCGCGUCGUCCGCAUCCUCUGCCGCCGGACCAAGAACUGCGCCGCGCUCGUCGGCGCCGCGGGGGUCGGCAAGACGGCCAUCGCCGAGGGGAAGGUGCCCAAGCAGCUCGCCGGCGCGCGCCUGGUGGAGCUCGAUCUCGCGGCCAUGGUGGCAGGGACCAGGUGGCGCGGCAUGUUCGAGGAGCGCAUGAAGAACGUGAUCAGCUCCGCCGAGGCGUCCAACGGCAAGAUCAUCCUCUUCAUCGACGAGAUGCACACGCUCAUCGGCGCCGGCGACUACCAGCGCCGAAACGACGCCGCCAACAUGCUGAAGCCGGCGUUGGCCCGUGGCCGCAUCCGCUGCGUCGGCGCCACCACGUUCGAUGAGUACCGCAAGCACAUCGAGAAGGACCCCGCCCUCGAGCGGAGGUUCCAGAAGGUGCACGUCGACAAGCCGAGCGAGCAGGCCACCAUUGGCAUCCUCCGGGGUCUAAAGCAGCGAUACGAAGAGCACCAUAGUCUGGAAAUUCAGGAUGCUGCAAUCGUUGCCGCUGCACAGCUCGCUGGCCGCUAUGUCACCGGCCGACAAUUUCCUGACAAGGGAAUUGAUCUCAUUGACGAGGCUUGCACCAGCCUAGAGGGGAGUGAGAUGAUUGUUGGUCCGGAUCACAUUGCACAGGUUGUGAGCCGAUGGACAGGCAUUCCUAUAGCUACACUUGAUCAAGAGGAGAAGGUCAAGUUAGUCCAUUUAGCGGACAGAUUGCAUGAGCGAGUAGUUGGACAAUAUGAGGCUGUCAAUUUGGUUGCAGAUGCAGUCUUGUGUUCUAGGGCUGGUCUUGAUCAUUCUGGUCAACCAAUAGGCUCCUUCCUAUUUGUGGGUCCGACUGGUGUUGGAAAGACCGAGCUUGCAAAAGCUCUCGCCGAGCAGCUAUUCGAUGACGAGAAGAUGUUGAUUCGCUUUGACAUGUCUGAAUAUGUUAGCCCCGGAUCUGUCCUGCGUCUCGUUGGAGCACCACCGAAGUAUCUCCAAGAUGUUGGUCAAAGGAGAAGCUGA
Aegilops tauschii subsp. strangulata is the source of this 1302-nucleotide messenger RNA. Lineage: Eukaryota; Viridiplantae; Streptophyta; Magnoliopsida; Poales; Poaceae. The record is from RefSeq and is a predicted model, not a curated record.